AUGAAAACGAUAGCAGUGUUUUCUGUGUCGGUGCUGCAUGACGAGAGGAUCGUUGUUGUGGCAGAGCAGAGACCAGACGCCUCGGAGGAAGACAGCUUCCAGUGGAUGAGCCGCAUCCUUCAGGCCAUAGACAGCAUCCACCAGGUCGGGGUGUACUGCCUGGCUCUGGUGCCUGCCAACACGCUUCCUAAGGCUCCUCUGGGCGGCAUCCAUAUAUCUGAGACCAAACAGCGCUUCCUGGAGGGCGCCUUGCACCCCUGCAACGUCCUCAUGUGCCCGCACACAUGCGUCACCAACCUGCCCAAGCCCAGACAAAAACAGCCAGAGGUCGGUCCUGCUUCUAUGAUAGUGGGCAACCUGGUGGCGGGCAAGAGGAUAGCACAGGCCUGUGGGAGAGAUGUGACCCAACUCGAGGACAAUGACCAGGCACGUAAGUUCCUGUACAUACAGGAUGUGCUGCAAUGGAGAGCUCAGGCCACUCCAGACCAUCCUUUGUUCCUGGUUCUCAACGCUAAGGGCACGGUGGCUAGCACAGCUUCCUGUUUGCAGCUGCACAAGCGGGCAGAGCGGGUGGCUGCAGCCCUGAUGGGACGCCUCAACACUGGAGACCACGUCGCCCUCGUCUACCCACCAUGAAUCGAGCUGAUUGCCACUUUCUACGGCUGCCUGUACGCCGGCUGUGUGCCAGUCACUGUCAGACCCCCCCAUCCCCAGAACCUGGCGACCACGCUGCCCACCGUCAAGAUGAUUGUUGAGGUCAGUAAGUCGGUGUGUAUCCUGACCACUCAAGCAAUAAUGAAGCUGCUUAAAUCCAAGGAGGCUGCUGCUGCUGUGGACGUCAAGAGCUGGCCCAUGGUGCUGGACACAGACGACCUCCCCAGGAAGAAGAGUCCCCAAAUGUACAAGCCCCCGACCCCGGAGAUGUUGGCUUACCUCGAUUUCAGUGUGUCCACAACAGGCAUUUUAGCGGGGGUCAAAAUGUCUCACUCUGCCACCAGUGCCUUGUGUCGCUCCAUCAAACUGCAGUGUGAGCUCUACCCGUCCCGGCAGAUCGCCAUCUGUCUGGACCCCUACUGCGGCCUGGGCUUCGCUCUCUGGUGCCUGUGCAGUGUGUACUCGGGCCACCAGUCCAUCCUGGUCGCCCCUCUGGAGCUGGAGAGCAACGCGUCUCUGUGGCUUGCGGCCGUCAGCCAGUACAAAGUGCGCGUCACCUUCUGCUCGUAUUCAGUCAUGGAGAUGUGCACCAAGGGCCUGGGUUCACAGACCGAAGCACUGCGGUUGCGAAACGUGAACCUGUCCUGCGUGCGUACGUGCAUGGUGGUAGCCGAGGAGAGGCCCCGCAUAGCGCUCACGCAGUCCUUCUCAAAGAUCUUCAAGGACUUGGGGCUCUCGCCGCGCGCCGUCAGCACCACCUUCGGCUGCAGGGUGAACGUGGCUAUCUGUUUGCAGCCCAACAGGUUAGGGAAACUGGCUGAGCAGGGCACCGCCGGGCCAGACCCCACGACGGUUUAUGUUGACAUGAGAGCUCUACGGCAUGACAGGGUUCGCUUGGUAGAGAGAGGGUCGCCACACAGCUUGCCACUGAUGGAGUCUGGGAAGAUCCUCCCAGGAGUGAAGGUGAUCAUUGCCAACACAGAGACUAAAGGACCCUUGGGAGACUCCCAUCUGGGAGAGAUCUGGGUGAGCAGUCCCCACAACGCCACAGGCUACUACACAGUCUACGGUGAGGAGGCGCUGCACGCUGACCACUUCAACACCAAGCUCAGCUUUGGCGACACCCAGACUGUCUGGGCGAGGACGGGCUACCUGGGCUUCCUGCGGCGCACGGAGCUGACGGAUGCCAGUGGAGAGCGCCAUGAUGCUCUCUAUGUGGUGGGCUCUCUCGAUGAGACCCUGGAGCUGAGGGGAAUGAGGUAUCACCCGAUUGACAUCGAGACCUCCGUUAUCCGUUCUCACAAGAGCAUCGCUGAAUGUGCGGUCUUCACCUGGACCAACCUCCUCGUGGUGGUUGUGGAGCUUGAGGGAUCGGAGCAGGAGGCCCUGGACCUGGUGGCCCUGGUCACCAACGUUGUCCUGGAGGAGCACUACCUCAUCGUAGGAGUGGUGGUGGUGGUGGACCCCGGCGUCAUCCCCAUCAACUCCAGAGGGGAGAAGCAGCGCAUGCACCUGAGAGACGGGUUCCUGGCCGACCAGCUGGACCCCAUCUAUGUGGCUUACAACAUGUGAGGGCCCUGCUGCAGGAGGGCCACCCCUCCACGUGAAGAAGAAGCAGGGCAGUAAAUGUGGGGCACAUAAUGGUAGCAGGCCCGGGGUCCGUAUGGCUCCCGCUGAAAGAAUCACGCUCUUCUUCCUCUCUCUCUGAGGGGAACUAUGAAAGAAACAUGGAUGCAAAACUUCACAGCCAAAUGGAAAGACAUUUCAAGAGGAGUAAGAUUGACACAAACCGUGUGGUUUUUUUUUAUCCCGGUGAUUUCCAGCCGGCUGUUGGAGCGUUGUGUAUGUAUGUUCGUACGUGUGACGGCGCGUCUGACUCCUCAAACCCGGGACUCUCAGUCGCAGCGCAGCAGGUGGCGACGGGGUGAGACGACACGGUGCCGUUGACAUCGUUUACUUUGCCACGCUCCAAUAUUCUGAACGCUGGUUGUGUCUGCGAUGCACUUGUGCCAUAGAACCAGUCCGCUCACCCUGGUUCAAACUGGUUUGAACAGGUUUCAUGUUCACGGAGCCUCCUGUGCCAUUGCAGGUCGUAUGCUUUCCAGAGACAAAUUCUAUCCCACGUACAUUACAUAGUCAUUUCCUCUGUGGGAGCAGCUCCUUGGAUUACAGCUGCACCCUCAAGGGAUAACAUGAUAUUUGAGUUCAGGCUCAGUCAGAUUGGCGUUGCAUCAACAAAGAGUCGCACAGCUGGGCAGUGGGAGGGGCGGCGGGCGUUAUGCGUUACUCAUCCCAGCAAAGGUGACUUCAGUUUGUGGCGUCGGUAACGGAAGGUGUAGAAUAAUGUUGUGGUUUGACUUUCUAAAUCUAAAAUGUGUAAUAUAGUUAUUGUUUUAUCUGAACAAAAUGCAAUAUGAGUGACGCGAGAGAUGAAUGACUGCAGACAAUAAGUGCCGAUCAUUUGAAGUCUUGAGAUGGCGAGGAAUAUAAUCGUUGCGAACUAUAAGCAACCUGCCAAAUGAUAUGAAUUAAGCCUUAAGUGUUUUUCAGACGCCUGAUCCUAUUCCAGCUCCUGUCGAACUUUCAUUGAGUGAAGUUUAUUAGCUGUUGGAUAGGAAGGGCAAAUGCAGAGGGAGGUUAGGUAAGAGUAAUGCUAAGAUGAGUAUACUUGAUCAUAACAUCAGCCAUGACAAACACACUUACUCCAUAAAUAUGUGUCAUAGUGUCCGUCCCUGUUUAAAGUGCUUCAUAGCAAAAGCCUGGAAUGAAUUGCAGUUGGUAUGUUUGAUGCAGAAUGUCGAGGGCCAUACGGUCGAAUGAGAGAUGAAGUGUUGCGAGUUCCUCUUAACAUAUGAAGGCAGGUCUCUAAUAUGCUAGUAACACCUUGACCUCUCACCUUAUCCCAUUGACUCGGCAAAGUUUCACGUCACUAUGUGUCGCUUCUAUUUUCUACGUGCACAUCCCGUCAGAAACGGGCUCCGGCCGCUGUAAGUAUGUACAGGUUUUAUGUAAAUUAUUAAUGGGUGGAGGAGACGACGGGAAGCACAACACAAAGACUGAAUCUGGUAUUUAUGUGACCUUCUCCCUCAGACAAAAACAUAUUUUAAACGUAUCCUCGUGUAUGGACAGAGGGAAGAGACAUGAAAGGCCUUGGAAACAUUUUUGUAGUCGGAGAGAACAGUGGGAACUUUGGACUUCCACGAGGAGGCGAAGCACAAGGAGACGCCAGUUAUGCCGAGUCGUCACAUUCUCCAGAGCAAACGUUUGUUGUUAACAUAUGAAAAGAAAUAUUUGUCUGAUAUAUGGUUGGUUGUCAUUAUUUUCAUAACAUGAUUUCUUAAUGAAUAAAAAAAAGUGCUUUUAACUUGAAA
Messenger RNA from Pseudoliparis swirei, 4025 nucleotides. Its product is annotated as disco-interacting protein 2 homolog A-like. Gene Ontology annotation, cellular component: cell surface. The record is from RefSeq and is a predicted model, not a curated record. The transcript has 19 exons. NCBI's taxonomy places the organism in Eukaryota, Metazoa, Chordata, Actinopteri, Perciformes, Liparidae.